Molecule: messenger RNA, 454 nt
Organism: Caenorhabditis angaria
Lineage: Eukaryota; Metazoa; Nematoda; Chromadorea; Rhabditida; Rhabditidae
Source: the annotation of a GenBank genome assembly
AUGCUUUUAAAAAUAUUUGUCACUUUGAUGUUUGUUGCCAAAGUUUUCUCAUUGCAGUAAGUUUAGGCCUAGACUAGAUUUUAGGCUUUCUUCUUAGGCCAGGCUUCUCUAAGGCUUCUCUAGAUCCACAAAUCUCUGAAAUUCCAGAUGUUACUUUGACGCAAAAGUAGAUUCACUAAAAUUAAACGUUCAAGAUGGAAUUGACAAUUGUGAAAGCGACGAUUCUUACUGUAUCAAACUCGAAAACGUCAAUGGUGUUUAUGCAAAAGGAUGUGCAAAAACCGCGGAAAAACUAACACUGAACUCACUUCAAGUAACUUGUGAUUCGGAAGGUUGUAGUGAGACUGGAAAUAUGUGUUGUUGCAAGGGAAAUAAGUGCAACAGUUCGAUGGGAGUGUCUAAUUUUUUGAGUUUUUUCGUGGUGAUUGCUGCGUUUUGCGGGCUUAAACUUUGA